GUCUUCCCAACCUUCGGUUCUGGAUACCUUUAACGGCAGGACCACGAUCCUUAGGGCCCGUCUUUACACAUCGAAACUCCAUGUUUCAAAACCUGGCAUGAUCACACGAUUCAUGGAUUGGUAGUAUAUAUCUCCUUGUGUCAGCAGACCGUUUGCGGAAUCAUUCCUUAUAUUCUUGGUUGUUUGGUCUCUGUUUUCACUACAAGAGGAUAUUGCAUUUAUCUGACCACUAUUUCUUACAUUGCUUUCAGCGAAGUAUAGACCUUUAACAAAGAGUCAAGGGCGGUCAGCACGAAGAACAGAACUCUGACAUAGAUAUACCAACCGAAGACUUACCACGCCUUAUACUUGACAAGUCCUUUCGAAUCUUCGGCCGGACAGUCUAUCUAUAUAUCUAUAUAGCAACUCGCAGAUUCAUUCACAAUAACAGACCAGACGAUUCGACGAAAUGGGAGAAAAUGCCCCCGAAGAACAAGUCCUAGUCGACUACCCAGACUCGAAAUCUCCAUCUCUGUACCUCAAGAAUCCCACACAAGAAGAGAAAGUCGCAACCUGGAGCAUCAAUGCCGCCAAUUGGGGUAAAGCACUGUCCGAACCCGACUACCUCGAACGAGAAGCAUACCUCACGACCGUACCUUUAGCCAAGGAUAACGGCGUAACACAUUGGAUCCUCGUUGACCGCAAUCUACCUCCCAACGAGCGCUCUAUCCUAGCAUCCUGCGAAUCUCUUCGAAAGCCAGUCCUCGUCUCACACAAUGGAGUCGUCACAGAAGGCAUCACACAUGGAAUUGGCAGCGUAUUCUCCCAGCCCAAGUUCCGAGGCAAGGGAUAUGCUACCCGCAUGCUGAGAGAACUAGCACCAAUCCUCAAGACAUGGCAAACUGAUCCCAACAUCCCAGGACGAGAAACCUGCCCCUUCAGCAUCCUAUACUCAGACAUCGGUACAAAAUACUACUCCAAGUUCGGCUGGGAAGUCCACCCCAGCACCCACGUCGCCCUCCCACCAUCCUCUUCCCCUUCCUCCUCCUCAGCAAAGACCUUAUCCUACACCGACCUCCCACCCCUCUGCGCCCUCGACGAACAAACCCUCAGAACCCAACUCUCCCAAACAAGCGACAACAAGACCCAUGUCGCCCUCCUACCCAGCUACGAACAAAUGCAAUGGCACCACAAACGCGAAGACUUCGUAACCUCGAAAAUCUUCUCCAAAUCCCCCACCAUCAAAGGCGCCAUCUGCGAUUCUCCCGGUUCUCGCGUCUGGGCCAUCUGGACACGAGCCUACUACGGCCCUCUGAAGCCUGAAUCGGGGAAUACGCUGCAUAUUCUGCGUCUCGUGCUCGAGGAUGAGAGAGAUACUCAAGAGAACGUCGAGAGUUUGAAGGCUGUGUUGCAGAUUGCGCAGCGAGAGGCGGAGGAGUGGAAGGUGAGUGAGGUAGACGUCUGGAAUCCGAGUCAAGUGGUUAGGAGCUUGGUGAGGAAGACGGGGUUGGAGCAUGAGGAGGUGGAGAGGAAGGAGGAGAGUAUUGCUAGUCUGAUGUGGUAUGGGGAGGGAAAGGGGACGGCGGAUGAGAUUCGGUGGGUUGCUAAUGAGAAGUUUGGAUGGUGCUGAGAGAGAAGACUUGGAUACAGACGACUUUUUAAUGAUUUAUAUGAAGAAAAUUCAUGUUUCACAGAUUGGAUUUUAUCUAUCGUCCACUUGGAAGGAUUCCCCUAUGGAUAUUUCCCAAACCAGAAAAAAA
Molecule: messenger RNA, 1739 nt
Organism: Mollisia scopiformis
Lineage: Eukaryota; Fungi; Ascomycota; Leotiomycetes; Helotiales; Mollisiaceae
Exons: 1
Coding region: 449-1609 (386 amino acids)
Source: RefSeq, a predicted model, not a curated record